Messenger RNA from Macrosiphum euphorbiae (potato aphid), 705 nucleotides. Lineage: Eukaryota; Metazoa; Arthropoda; Insecta; Hemiptera; Aphididae. The record is from the annotation of a GenBank genome assembly.
AUGCAGUGUGGAAAAUGUCAUGAAACACUUAUUAGGGAAGAUGUAAUAAUCUGUUCUUCUUGUAAAAAAGAAUCGCAUUUUUACUGUCAAGGCAUUACUGAAACUGGAUUUGGUAGAAUGACGAAAAAUACGAAGAACAGGUGGGACUGCAACGAGUGCAAAGUUAGCCGGGAGAGUAAAAAAGGAGAUAUACAGAGUGUUAAUGAUGAGAACAAUAAUAUUAAACAAUUAACUGAAUCAGUACAGUUCAUGAGCACUAAAUUCGAUCAGUGCAAUAUCACAGUCGGAAAAAUACUAAACGAAAUGAAAGAACUAAGAGAACAGAACAUGAAACUAACUGAAACAAACGACAAACUAUCAUCUGAAAUUCGAGUAUUAAAAAUUAAAGUUGAUGAAUUAGAGCAGAAAACAUUAGAAAAAGUAGUCGAAAUCAUGGGCGUUCCACUAAUACAAAACGAAGACUGUAAAAAUACAGUUAAGGGAAUGAUAAGUAAAUUGAACAUUGAAUGCGACGUAGUUAAAGCCUACAGAAUAUCAUCUAAACAGAAAACUGAUACGAAAAUAAUUACUUGGUUAUCGGAUACAAAUGCCAAAAACCAGUUUCUUACAACAGCAAAGAAAAACAAAUGGACCGCAAAUCAAUACCAAAGCGACUGGCCUACAUCGAAAAUAUAUAUUAAUAACCACUUGACAAAAUUCAAAUGA